This is a messenger RNA of Saccostrea echinata, 3992 nucleotides long. RefSeq names its product serine/threonine-protein phosphatase 6 regulatory subunit 3-like. The transcript is spliced from 27 exons. The record is from RefSeq and is a predicted model, not a curated record. NCBI's taxonomy places the organism in Eukaryota, Metazoa, Mollusca, Bivalvia, Ostreida, Ostreidae. Gene Ontology annotation, molecular function: protein phosphatase binding; protein phosphatase regulator activity. Bases 271 to 3234 code for a protein of 987 amino acids. Gene Ontology annotation, cellular component: cytosol; nucleus.
CAAGAAAGAGACGCCAUUUUGGUACAGUUUAUCUCGAUUCCCGCUUGUGAAGAUGAAAAAUUGACAAGUUUUAGGAAUUGCUUGCACACUUUAAUAUUUUAUUUCUUUAGUUUAACAAUGUAUGCUAUUUAAUACUUGAUUGCAAACUGUUUUUAUGACAAAUGUGUCCAUAAAGCUAAGUAACUCGUGUAAAGUGAUGAACCCCAGUUGAGUGCCCUCUUGAACUAGUAUAUAUUUUCUUCAGAAAGUAUUUAUCGAUAGGCUUUCAAAAUGUUUUGGAAGUUUAAUCUUAUAACUACCUCCCAUAUUGACACAAUUCUGGAAAAGGAGGAUGUCACUUUGCAAGAGCUUAUGGAUGAAGAAGACAUUCUUCAAGAAUGUAAAUCACAGAAUACGAAGUUGAUUGAAUUUAUAACAAAACCAGAAAACAUGGAGGAAAUGGUGAAGUUAAUCACAGUAGAGCCAACAGAUUCAGAUGACGAGAAACUCAGAUACAAAUACCCAAACACUGCCUGUGAGCUGUUGACAUCUGAUGUGUCACAAGUCAACGAUGCACUCGCUGACAGUGAAGAGUUGGUCAAAAAACUGUAUGCAUUCUUGGAAAUGGAAAAACCAUUGAACCCUUUAUUGGCCAGUUUCUUCAGUAAAGUCAUGGGAUUGCUGAUCACAAGGAAAAGUGAAAUGAUAUUUAACUUCCUUAAAUCUCAGGAAGAUUUUGUUGGAACAUUACUGGACCAUAUAGGCACUUCAGCCAUAAUGGACCUUCUACUGAGGCUGUUAACCUGUGUCGAGUGGGUGGAGCUCAGGAAGGCAGUCAUUGAGUGGUUGAAUGAGAAGCAGAUAGUGGAGAGGCUGAUCGGGUGUAUUGUGCCUACUCAAGAUGAGGAUGUUCACUGCAAUGCGGCGCAGUCUCUGUGUGACAUUGUGAGGCUUGGCCGGGAGCAACUUUCACAGUUACAGGACAGAACUGAAACGGACCCGCUUCUUAACACAGUGGAACAAGAGGACAAUGUAGCUGACCUGUUGACAAAUAUGUUAGAUACAGGAAAGAAUGAAUCAGUCAUAGUAAAUGGAUUGUCUGUGAUACAAACUCUAUUAGAAUUUAGAAAACAAGGCCCAGAAGGCUCAACAGACCAGAUCACCUCACUGGACACUGAUCGCCUGGCCCAGGGGGUCACUAAUGUCUUACUGGCUAUUACCCCCAGACUUAAAGAUUUUCACAGUCUUCUUGUAGAACCCCCUAAGCAACGUUUUGAGACAAUGCCAACAACCGUAGGAAAUCUGGAUCCUCCUCUCGGCAAUACACGUCUCCAAACUGUUAGGCUUAUAGCUGCAGUUGUUUUAACAAACACACAUACUGUAAAUGUAGAGUUAGCCAAUUUAGGAACGACUAAGGUUUUACUUGAUUUAUGUUUUCAUUAUACUUGGAAUAACUUUUUGCAUACCCAUGUAAGUCAGUGUGUUAACACUAUUCUGUAUAAUUCUCCGGUGGAAGUUGAUGGAAAGAAAGAGCAUCCGCUUUUAGUUCAGUUAUUUUCUGACUGCAAUAUAUUACAAAGAAUUAUGGAUAUUUGGGAAGAAAAUGACCAACAACAAAGUCAAGAAAGGGGUAUGAGAAGAGGGUACAUGGGGCAUCUAACAAAAAUGGCAAACGAUAUCGUGGCUGUGAUGGAAAAGGGAGAAAACUCAGAUUUGGUCAAAGACAGCAUUGCAGAAUUACCGGAGGAGGUUAGGGAGAGGUGGGACAACUUUGUGGCUGGUGCAUUAUCAGAUGUUAACAAGAGGAACACAGUAGAAUCUAUGCGUGGUAGACCUUUGACUUCCAGCAGUGAUGAUGAAGAAAGUGAUUUCCGAGACAUUCCAUUCCCUCAGGACGCUGCCAUGCAACAGGCCUUCUCUGAUUACCAGCUGCAACAGAUGACGUCCAACUUCAUCGACCAGUUUGGUUUCAAUGAAGAAGAGUUCCAGGAGCAAGAAGAAAAGGCCGAUUCACCAUUUGGGGAUCGUAUCUCCAGUAUAGAUUUCACAGUACAAGCAGGGGAUGAAAAUAGUGCAGCAGCCUCAAUGUUUGAGCAAGCCUGUAAUGAGAGAAUUCAGCAGUUUGAUGAUAAUGAUAGUGAUGAGGACAUAUGGGAAGAAAAAGAAAUUACAUUCUCACCUAAUGCUCAGCAACCCAACCGAGCCACCCGGUUACCAGAGACCAGGGAUGAUAGUGAUAGUACAGACAGUGAGGAGGAACUGGACUCCCCACGAAAAAUUGUCUCACAGCCAAAUGAAAAAAUGGAUGUUGAUAAUAGUGAAAAUUGGGCCAAUUUUGAUGACGUAGCAACGGAAUCUGUACCUGUUGCUAUGGAUACUUCUUCCUGGAGUCAGACAUCUACCUCCGCUGAAGCUUCAUCAUCGAGCGAAAAAUCGGAGAAGUGGGCGGACUUCAGCAACAAGUUUCCUAGGGAGGAGACCAGGGAUAAUUGGGCAGAUUUUAGCAAUAUUAGAGAUUUGUCUGCUACUGAUCCUGGACCCAGAAGUAGCUCUCCUGUGGCCAUGGAUACCAAUGAAGUCAAUUCUAGGCCUGCUGCUUACUUAGCACGUAGUGCACCAGCAGAUCUGGCGGUGGAGUUGAAUAGUGAGGAGCUGAGGACCGAGGACCUGACAGAGAAGGACAGUAUGGUCCAGGAGGAGGAGGUGUCCUCUACAUCAGAUGAUGCAACCCUACCACCACAAACUCCUAGGUUAUCAAACUCCUCACCAAAACAACAGGCUAGUUCAGUGGAGCCUGAAGAACCCUCAUCUUCCACCCCAGCAAUUCCUGCCACACCCCCAGUUGUUUCCUCCCCCUCAUCUCAGUACACACCUCCAACGAGGCCCUCAGGAUCAGAAGAUGAGGGGAGUUCGGUGGAUGCUGCCCCUUCCUCCUCUGUUGACAGGGCACCUGCUUCAGCACCUGAAGUCUCCUGCUCAUCAUCAGACAGCUCUGUGGAUGGACAGGAAGACAGGAUUGAAGACUCCCUCAGUGCAAACUUUGAUUUCCUGACAAAUGCUGGACUGAUGAAAUCACCAGUUCAUCUCCAGGGAUCUGGGGACAAGGCCGUGGAGGCUAAUGGACCGAUCCCAGAAUCCUCCAACAUCAAAGAGAAUCCAUCCUCCGAAACAUUAGCUCAAGCCAAAGACUCACCAGAAAAAAGUGACACUGUUUUAAGUUCAUCAUCACCAACCCUACAGAAUGGACCCGUUUGAUCUGCAGAUGUUCUGUUAGAGUUGGUUUUUAUUAUAUAUGUAUAUGGUGUGAUCAAGUCUGUCUGGCAGUGUACAGCCUUAUACUACACGGCCUGUGAUUGGAUGUGAAAGAUACUACAUGGCCUCUGUAAUGAUGUGAAUGCUUGUGGCAGAGAACUUUUAUAGAGCAUGUGGGGGAAGAAAGUGAAGCAUUUUACAAUAAAUUCUAUGGGACACAAACAGUAUUUUUGCUGAUGAGAAGUUAUUCUUUGUCAACUUAAAUUUUAUUGAGAAGAUAUUUGAGGCCAACAUUUUUUUUUUUUGUUUAGGAUGUAUAGAUGUAAGAAAGAAAUCAAAUGAAUUAUUUUGCAGUGUUGCAGCUGACAAUACUGGUUGUAAAUAAAGUUUUUGUAAAGAUUAUAUUCCUGUGUAGAUAGUCUCUGCCAAAAGUCUGCCAUUGACUUGUGUAAUAACCUGUGAUGUAUCAAGCUACUGGUCCCUUUAUCUUCUGUGAUACCGUACCUGGUCUCUGACGGGGGGCCCAGUUAGUAACUGUUACUGCAUUCCUCAUUACCCAUAUCUAUCAUCCAAAUGAAACUUACUUUAUAAGAAAAAUUGUUUAAGAGUAUUUUUACAGUUUAAUUUUGCCAUUAUAAUAUUGUAGGUUUUCUUAAAUAAUUUAUUAAUGUAUAGGUACUGAAACGUAGUUGUGAAGGUGGUCUGUUAUUGUUCUAUAUUCAAUUAUUUAUUGAAAAAAAAGUGUGAUUUUCUUUGAAGGG